UGGGUUGGGUUGGGCUGGGUGGGGGGGUGGCUUGGCCCAGGUGGCCUUAGGACCCCCCCACCAUGGAAAACCAGCUAUGGCUGGGCACCCUGGGAUGCUGCAAUCAAUACCCAGACAGCCCCCAGGAUGCUGAAGACAUCUUAUUCCUGCUGCUGGGUCUCAUCAUUCUUGUCAACAUCGGCAUCAACGUGACAACUGUGAUGUGGCAUGGGCUCCAGAACGCCUUAGACAAGAUGACCUUUUGGAUGAAUCAGAACACAGAUGAAGUCCAGGCUACCGAAUAUCCCCGGAGAGAGCUCCCAGCCAACGUCCAGGACGUGCACAUCCAUUGUAUCCUGGACCCUGUACAAGUGAAGAUGGCGCAACCCACACACUGCUCCUCUUCCUCCUACCACUACCUCCGUCGGCGCUCUAGCGGCAAGCAUCGCCGCCGCAGGCGCUGCCGCAGCCGCCACCCACCGGGCAGCCACAUCCGCUUCCCACCGGGCCGCUACAGCCACCAGCGGAGGCUCCGAAACAACAGGCCGCUCUCCCGUCGCUGCCUACCCUUCUGCAAGCAACCUCAAAGCCGCAGGACGUCACAGCCCAGGCCGCUGCCCUUUCUUGACCUGGAAGACCGGGAUUCCCUUCCGGAGGAUGACCAGUCCUGCCCGCACUCCAAACGCCCCUCCAGGGGCUGGGGCGGUUUUUAUAAGCCCGUAGGUCUGGCCUCCAAUGUGGGGCUGUGGGGCCGCCAGGGUGGAAUCCUGGCCAGCCUCCCGCAGCCCUCUCUCUACCUGUCCCCGGAGCUGCGCCGCUUGCCCAAGCGGGUAGAGGCCAAGUCGGAGCUGAGGCUGCAGACUUUCGGCCCCCGUUACUCCCAGUCCCGGAUUUGGGGUAACGUGGAAGCUGAGCCGAGGGCCUCAUCCCCGGCACCUGCCCGCUGGCCGCUUCCUAACCCCUCCUGGGUCACUGUGGGCUACAGUCCUUUCUCUUCAGGGGGGCACGUACCCCACGAUGCCCGGGAGCAGCGGCGGCGUGGGGUGGAAGGCUCUGAGCCACCGCCGGCCUUCGUGAGCAGGAACCCCAGGCCAGAGGCCCAGGGCUACCGGGAGCACAGCUCCUCCCAGGCCCACCGGCAGACCCUCCCUAGCUACACUCACAGCCAACCCAACUACAGCCCACCGCAGUCCACAGGACACAUGGGUUACAGCUCCCGGGAGUCCCACGAGAUCCGCAGGCGGACAGCCGACUGGACUGACGUUUUUCCCUCUCGGCGGCACCCUCUGACCACUUCUACCUCCCUCACGGCGUUGGGUGAGACUUCCUACCAAAGGGCCCCAGCUGCCAGCUCCGGCCUGAUGAUCCCCCACUCCUCCCAGGCCUCGCCUGAAGUGCAGGCUUCUGAUCCAACUCCACCUCCAACCACCUUUAUUCCACUCAGUCGGAAUCCAGGUGGCAAUGCCAGCUACCAGGUGUACGACAGCCUGGAGCUGAAGAGGCAGGUGCAGGAGAACAGAGGGCGGGCUAGCUCAUUGCCACCACCUUCGACCUCAGCCUCAAGGCCCUCUCUGCAUAGAAGUCGGACAGGGAAACUUAACUGA
Molecule: messenger RNA, 1583 nt
Organism: Peromyscus californicus insignis
Lineage: Eukaryota; Metazoa; Chordata; Mammalia; Rodentia; Cricetidae
Gene: Spem2
Product: SPEM family member 2
Exons: 3
Coding region: 63-1583 (506 amino acids)
Source: RefSeq, a predicted model, not a curated record